UUUUCAAACCCAGAGACUGGAAGUUCAGUUUACUCUGUGGCUGGAAAGAAGCCCUACUCUGUCCUAUGACACGAGAGCAGUAUAUAUUAGCAACACAACAGAACAGCCUUCCAAGGACUGAACAUCCUCCGUUUUACCCAGUAGGGAUUUAUGGAUGGCGAAAGAGGUGCUUAUACUUCUUUGUCCUUCUGCUGUUGGUUACCAUGAUUGUUAAUUUAGCAAUGACAAUAUGGAUUUUGAAGGUUAUGAAUUUCACAGUGGAUGGAAUGGGAAAUUUGAGAGUCACUAAAAAAGGAAUACGACUUGAAGGAAUAUCUGAAUUUCUACUUCCACUAUAUGUGAAAGAAAUCCAUUCCCGAAAGGAUAGUCCACUGGUCUUACAGUCUGACAGAAAUGUAACAGUGAAUGCAAGAAAUCACAUGGGACAGUUAACUGGACAACUGACAGUAGGGGCUGAUGCUGUGGAAGCUCAGUGUAAGAGAUUUGAAGUGAGGGCAAGUGACAGUGGAAGAGUGUUGUUUUCUGCAGAUGAAGAUGAGAUUGUCAUUGGAGCUGACAGACUGAAAGUAACAGGCACGGAAGGGGCAGUGUUUGGGCACUCUGUGGAGACACCCCAUAUCAGAGCAGAACCUUCCCAAGACCUCAAACUUGAAUCUCCUACUAGGUCUUUGGUGAUGGAAGCACCCAGAGGAGUGCAAGUCAACGCAGCUGCAGGAGACUUAAAGGCUACCUGCAGGAAAGAACUGCACUUGCAGUCCACAGAAGGGGAGAUAUUUUUAGACGCAGAUACAAUCCGCCUGGGAAAUCUACCAGUGGGGUCCUUUUCAUCCUCCUCCUCCUUCUCCUCCUCCUCCUCACCCAGCUCUUCAGCUUCUCGCCAGACUAUCUAUGAGCUCUGCGCCUGUCCCAAUGGUAAACUCUACCUGUCCCCAGCAGGAGCAGGCUCCACAUGUCAAUCCAGUAGCAACAUCUGCCUGUGGAGCUAGAAGGACUCCGUUUUAUCCUCACACCAGAAUAGCCUUUGGUUACUAUCCCUCAGCUUCACAGUUCAGUUCGGUUUCCCUUGUGACAAGCCCGACACUCCGAGCGGCCUGCAGAGCAACUUCUUCCACUGUAAGCAGGAGUUCAGUGCUGCCUUCUCCUGGGGCUUGUGCUGCCACUCAGCACAGAGAUGGGAGAGAGAGAUCCACUCAACAAUGUGUUCUUCAUCAGGAAACCUAGAACAUAAGAUCACCUUAUUUUCCAAAAGGGACAAUAACACAGGUGCCUUUGCUACUUGAAGUGAAGCACAUAGUUUUAGAUUUUUGCAGGACCUGGAUAUGAACUGCACAUAAAUAUAUAUCUAGAGAGACAGAGAGAGAGUACAUUAAUUUACCCAGAAUUUGAUGGUGAGAUGAAUUGGUUCCCUCUGUAUGAUAAAUAACUUUACUGUCUGAAAGCACAAUUUUCCAUUCAUCUUUUUGGAAGUAAACUUUUAUCCCUGAAUUUUAAAAUUUUAAAGCAUUGUGUGAUGCUUGCUUUACUAAACAAAUUCAGUAAAUGGUUUUUAAUACAAAAAGAGACAGAAUUCCUCCCUGAGUUUGGUUUCUUUAAAAAUGUGUUGUUACUACUUGUCUAUUAAGUCUAGGGUUUUGUACACUAGGUAAAUUUUGGAGAUGCUCAGCAAUAUUCCUUUAAAAGUUUAAAAGAAAUGCUCUUGUUUGUCAGAUCUGAAUGACCUUAUAUAAUAUUUUCAAGGCCAUUGCAUGUGAAGCAAUUGCUUUAAGUAGAACACACAGUUUCUGGAAAAGAAGAACAGGGUAAAGAAGGAAAUUCUGAUGAUAUGUUUGUUGAUCAGUGUAUUGCUCUUCAAAAGGUUCUUUUAAUUGGCAAAUACAAAACCAAGGGAGAAAUCUUCAAAGGUACAUCUUGCCCAUUUUCUGACUCUGUCCAUCCGCUGCCACUUGAACACAGUACAAACAUUAGUAGUAAUAUAACAUGGUGCUGAGAAGCAGUGCACUAACAACUUGUAUGACAUUCACAUUUAUUAUUCUCUUUUGUUUACCAUCUGUUGCUGAGGUUUCAAAGUAAUAGAAGUACAUAUAAAACCACAUAUUAAACAACAUUCAGUAUUAAAAAGUAUGUCGAUACUUUAAAUUGCCUUUACCAGGUCUCUGUUUAAAUUAUGCAGCCAGAUUUGCACUCAGAUCUCACUACUGACUUUCUUUUUUGGCAAGUUUCAUGUGGGAUUUCUUUCUUUUAUCAAUGUUCAUACUUAUUUGGUUCAUUGUUAAUUGAAAUCUUAUAAAAAAUACUUUGGAAUGCUGCUGGUAAAUUUGUCACAGCAUUGAUUAACAAGAGUAUCUUGAAACUUGCAGAACCCAGGAAAGUAAAACAAUAUAAAAAUGUUUCCUAUUGUGGAAGAUGGCUUGAUUGUGUGAGGUAAGUGUGCUCUUUAAUUCUACUAUUUAAAUUACAUCACCUUGUUUGUAUUUUUAGAGGCUUCUGAAUCUAAGGUCACCAAUGAAAUGAGAGCUUUUGCAAAGUAAUUCUAAAGCCAGGGGAGAUGGUGCAAGGUGGGUAUUUCUACACACUUUAAAAAAAUAUAUAUUUUUAGAGGAAAAAAAAAAGAAAAUGAGCAAACUAGCACGGUGAUUGCCUUGGCAUCUUAUUACCACCUAAUAAGAUUGACUUUGUUUUCACUUCAGGGGAAAUUCACUCCUGUGCAGAAGACCAGCACAAGACAUGUCAAUGGCUUGACUGGUGCUUGCCUUAUCGUUGACCCUCUUCAGAGGUGUGAAUUUUACCCCAUAGCAAGAAGUCUGUAUUUGCUGGUUUUAACAGUUAAAUGAAGAUUUUGAAUUGAUUAUUCUAUGUCUUCAAAAGAAGGCUGUUAACAGCUGAGUUGUUGUCUAUUUGAGAGUUUGCUUCUUUGGAGGAAAUUAUACUAGAAAAUAUUGCAAGGAAAUAUAUUAGAACAUGAGGAUUUUUCAGAUAGUAAGAGGGGCAAAAAGAGUUACAGAUGACAAAGAAGGUGACAAUAGAACAUGAAAACGUGUAGCCAUAAAAUACACUCAUAACUGUAGGGAUAUGGAUGUCUUUUUCUUAUGCACACAAGUAAUAGUAUGGUGGAGAGACAGUCAUGAAUUUCAGGAGGAAAAGUAAAAAGAUAUGUAUGGGGACACAUCUAUGUGUAUUCAUUAUCUGUGCACACCUACAUACACCUGUUGCUUAAAAGAUGAACAAAUAUAGUGACUAAUACAUUAGGUGACUUAGUGUGGGGCUUCCUACAAAUUGUAUACAGGUAAGCUAAGGAGUUUUUUUCUCCUCAAAUAAACCUGUAAGAUGACUUGCAGAUACUUUGUCAUGAAUUUUCCCCUGAAUAAUUUCUAUUUGUUCUUCACCUUUGGAGAUUAUUUGCCUGCUUUUUGUUCACUGGAUGGAAGGAACCAACCUUAAUAAAUUUUAUGCCAACUUGGUUGGGAAUGGGCAGGGAGGAAGAAAACCCUUUUGUUACUAGAUUAAUUUUAACAGCAAGAUUGAAAUAAUCUGCCACUUUGUGUGAAGAGAACUCAGAAGAGAUAUGUGGGUAGUACACAGGACUCCAAAAAAACCAACCCAGUAAGUCCACGUGGCUCUGCACUGUCAGGAUAUUCUUUAUUGGAGUCUCAUCAGUAUGAACUAGAGCAUAUUUAAGAGCUUCAACAACCUAUGAGAUGGAAUAACAAGUUCUCAUAGAGUCUUAAUAUUCUGGUGAAUUUCAUAAUAUUGAUGUCUUUCUUUAAAUCCAUUGAAAACUGUAAGAAAGGAAGAAAAAUAUUUGUAUUUUAAAAAGUAUUUCUAGCCCACAUGAUUUCAAGGAGUAUUCCUAAAGUGAUUUCAAUGCAUUGACCAUAAUAAAAAAUUAAGAUGCCAUCCUGAUGACAGCAACAAAAUAUCGGCAAAGAACUUAUUGGCUACAUGUGUUUAAUAUAUACAAUGGAUUUAUCUCCUGUUAAAAAACCAUUUAUGUCAUAUUAUAGGAUGCUGUCUCUUUCUUGUUAAAAAAAAAGAAGAAAAAAGAAGAGAUAAGUAAAAGCAUUAGCCAACCUCUCUGAGCACUGUCAGCUGUAUGGUUUGUAUUGCAGUUCAUUCAUCGGUUAAGUGUUAAGACCAAAGACAGACACUUCUAUUAUAUCCAACAUUAUGACACUGCUGUUUCUACUAAUUCUGUUGGAAUGAAGAGAUGAAAAGUUGUAAUUACAACAUGAAAUGUAACAUAGUUUAGAUUUGUGCAGCAUUUUGAGCUGUAGAUUUUCACUUUUUUCCAGGGUUUAAAUUUUUUGUCAGUGUUUUGCAAUUACAUUACUAUUCAUGCAUAUGGGGGGUCUUUUGGUGUUCCUAAGAAAACAUACCAAGACAUUGUUUCUUUGAAAUGAAUUAUACUGAUUUGCUUGCAAAAUUGGCUUGACUGGAUAAAAUAAUUCACUUUCAAGCAUAUUAGAUGCAGAGGGUUAUUAAGUCUGGAAGGCAGAGCCAUAAAUGUCUAGAAGGAUUUAAUGAAGGAUGUUUGAAAUAUUUGGUUGCUAACAUAAUGUACCUUUUAGCGGGAUUUUGUUUUAUUUGGUUGUUUUGCUUUGGUUUUAGAUUCUAAAUAAGUGCUAAAUAAAAAACAAAUUAAAAACCCACAAACUUUGGACUAUGGACUUGUUAUCAGCUGAUUCACUGUAAUGCACAUGAAAGCUGGAUCAAAAUUUGUGUUGUGUUGUAUUGUUCCAAACACUACUCAUAAAGGUCUGCUAACCAUUUUUGCUUUGUAACCUUCAUGUUAAUGGUUUUCUUGUAUAUAGAAGUAUAUAUAAAAAGAUGGGAACUAUUUUCUUACACAUACUAUGCAAUAUGUUUGUAGAACUGCAAUAUUACCAAAAUUACAAAAGCUGUGCUUUUGUACUCUCUUGCUUUAUGUAAAUCAAAUCUUUUUUCUAUUUAAUGGACUGUCUGUCUUAAAAUUGUGGAUAACAUUAUUCAAAAGCAGUACUCUGAAUAUUUUAAGAUUUUUCUUUUAUUUACCUUUGAUUUUUUUAAUGAAAAUAAUAGCAAGGUUUUGGAAGUUGGAAAUUGUUUUUUCUUGGAAAGCUAGAACUUUUUUAGCAUGUAAUUAACACUCAGUUUAAAAUGUCUCCUGUACUUCUUUCAUUUGGUCCUAGCAUUUCCAUCUGGUGCUACCACUGAACUAUAAAUAAAUCUGAUACAUUAAAUAGGAAACAUAUCAGAACUAAUUUCAAGAAUAAUCAAACAGGAAUCCUGCUAAGGAUGAGAAGAACAUGUAGAAUGGCUGAUGAGAAACUUAGAUUUUCUGGGGUUUUUUGAUAGAUUUUGUUUUUGUUAGUUUGUGUUUCCUUACCUCCAUCUACAUUAGCAGCAUGGUAAUAGCUUUAAUUUGUUUUUCAAUUGUUUUGUCCUCAUGCACAGACUAUAGUACAGUUUUAUUUCAAACAUUUUUUGAAAACAACAGACACUGCAUUUAAAUGCAGUACUUAUGUUAAGAAAACCCAAUUUUAAAGAAGUGUAGGCUUUAUUUCUACAGCAGCAUUAGUAAAGUUUAAAUUACGGUGCUGCUAUAUCAUCUACCAUAAAAGCAUAUUACACUUCUCAAGUUCCUUUGUAUCUUGCCAGAAUAAACUUAAACUGCAUAUUCAUGUUUAAACUGCAUGUGUUUACAAGCCACUAGAGAAUUACAGAGUUAUGUAAAAGGUUUUGUGGCGGUGUCAUCAAUGCAGACAAAUGUUCUCUGUGCUUACCCUGGGCAGUGUCAGUGCUGGUAACAGCACAGCCCUGCACAGGGCUCGGACAAAAACCAAGGUGAGCAUUUAGUGGUCUGUUUACACUGAGCUCCUUGAUGCCAUAUUAUGAUUUCAUCAAUAUCCAGACAGCAACUAGCUUCACAGUUCCUAAAAAAUCAGAAAUUUCUGUUCACAGCAGCAGUUGUAUUGAACUCUCAGUAAUAUAGACUGGUAAGUCUCAAGUGACUAAAACAUGAUAGCUGAUACAGCAAGAAAAAAAUAUUCUGAGCCAUUUUACUCAGGGUUGGAGUAGUCCAGCCUGUGGAAACCACUGCCAGUAAAAGAGAAAUAGAAAAUAAGUGAAAAAAAUUCCACCAUAUGCAUUGUGCUGAUUCAACACAGCCCACACUGGGACUAGAAUUUAAUACAAGCUCUCUAUUUAAAAUAUAGCUAUGUCUCCUCUGAAACAUUGAACUGAGCUUCAGAUUAUGUUGUUUGAAUUUGAAAGUAUUAUUUGAUGUUUCAGCAAUACAAGCCAGGACAGGAAUAGUUCCAGAAGAGCUGAGGUAAAAUCUUAUACUGUAUAUCCAGUCUGAUCAGAGUACAUUAACCUCAGUAAAAUCUCACAUGCUUAACUAAGAAAAAAAAAAUUAAAAAUUGAAAUUUGACUGUUCUGCUGAGUUUUGGGAAAACUUUAAGUAGAUUUCACCUUUUUAAGGAGUGUCCAGCUCUAGAAGUGUCUUCAAUUCUGACAUGUUUAAGCAGUGACAGCAAUUUAUAUUAAAAAAUUGGGCCUUGGGGCUAUCCAGCUUCAUUUAAUGCAUGACUUGAUCUGAGAAGUAAAAGUUGCUUUUAGUUGCAUGUAUGGCUCCUAACUGUUUGAGAGACCCACAAGGGAGAAGUUGAGCUUUCAGCAUCACCCAGAGCACAAUGCAAAGUACAAUUUAAGCAUAAGAGAUGCAUUACUGAAGGCAAGAUGUAUUGUUUUCUGUGCUUUAUGAUAUUUUGAGAACUUGCAUACAGUCGUUUUUUUAUCACUGAGAGAUCUGCAUUCUAGCAAAACAACUUAUUUCUAAGUGUAUAUUUCAGAAGAUAAAUUGUUUUCUUUCUAGGGGAUGUUUACUCAGUUUUCUUGUCCUGAACACUGCAACAGUUAGUAAGUCAAAUCCUCCUUCUUAACUCCCACCCACUCUUAACUCUUCAGCUGAGCUUCAAUUGUCCCCUUAAGCAUCCUCCUUUCUUCACAAAUAACAAAAAUAUAGGCAACAAAAAGCAUUUUGCUGUCUCUAUUAGGAUGCUUCCUGUGUGACUUACUUAAACUGUGUCAAGGGGAAGCUUAUUUGCUUUGUGAUAGCAGAAGUUAUAUAAGAAGGAAAACACACAUAGGUAAAUAUCAUUUUUAGUCUAUCUUACUAGAAUGAAACUUCUAGAGUGAAAGAUUUUAUACUAUAGACUCCUUGACAACUUUUGAUUUCUCAGAUGUUUUGUCAUUCGGUUAAUGUAUUUAAAAUACCAUAAAAUAAAAAUGCAAAUUAUCCAGUCCUGUUACAUCUUUUUUUUUAAUAGGAAAGGAAUCCCUGCACUCAUUAUUUGUCUCUCUCUACCAAUGAACUUAUUUAUUUCUACGAAUCUGAAAGGAAAAAACAGAGCUAAAAUGUUAAAUAUUAUAAAGAUAGCUAUUUAAAACCCCUAUUAACAACAGAAUAUUGUUCCUUUUAGUUCAUGACUUACAUUCUCAUUCACCCUUGGUAAAUUAAUGCUCUGAUUUCUUAUGCAGUGGCAAGCCUUUCUGUUGUUUUGUGUGAUCUCUGGAAGGUAAGAAACCUUUAGUGAUAACGGAAAUAGAAUAACUACACAAUAUUAAAAGAAAUAUCUGUAAUAAUAUUCCCCAUGUUACCAUGGAACCCAACAAGAUAUGGGGGCAUUUACUCAUGUUGGGGAAAAGGGUCAUCUAAAGUAUUUAAAUAUUGUGAAGAAAACAGGCAGGAUGCUUUCAGCUCCAUGCUCCCCAGGAUGCUUCGAGAGACAGACAGAGGGAGUGGUUUCCUUGAUCUGCACAGGGAUGUGUAGGACAGUGAUGCACAGGCAGGAAAUCUAAAUUGUGUCCCAACAGUAGAAACAGUCGGAAGACUUCUCCCUAAGCCUCAGAGAAAUGGAAAGAAACUCAGGUGAAGAUGUAUCAUAGAUUCCUAGAAUGGUUUGGGCUGAAAGGAACCUUAAAAAGCAUCUAGAUUCAGCUCUGCUGCCCUGGUCACCGCCACCUUUCACUGAACCAGCUUUCUCAAAGCCCCAUACCCAGCCUGACCUUGAACAUUUCCAGGGACAUCCACAACUUCUCUGAGAAAUCUGUGCCAGUGCCCCACCAGUCUAAACCUAACCUCAUUAAAUUUAAAGCCAGUAACCCUUGUACUGGCACUACAUGCCCCUGUAAAAGGUCUGUAGUUUUGCCCUUGUAAAAAGUCCAGUUUUCUUGUGGGCCACCUUUAAGUACUGCACUAAGGUCUCCCUGGAGCCUUCUCUUCUCCAGGCUGUACAGCCCCAGUUCUCUCAGUGUUUUCUCAUAGAAGAGAUGUUCCAUGCUUGUAAUAAUUUUUGUGGCCCUCCUUUGGAACUCACCCCAACAGGUCCGCGAAUCAUUUUUGUAUCUUUAUAUCCUUGAAAUUUUCUUUAUCCUUUAUUUUCUUUGCUCUUUCAAAAACCAGCAUCAGGAAGGCGAAAAGCAGUGUAACCUAGGUAUAAAUUUUGUGCUUCUCAAAGAGAAGGUGACGCUGAACUCUCUGUCUGAAUAUGUACCUCUGUUUAUGGGAGAAAGAGGUGAAAAUGGGCCAGUACAGUAGGGUGGAUUCAAACUCCAGUAAAGUCAAUAGGAAAUAAUGACAAACUCUGUGUCUCUGGUUUUUUUUGGUUAAGUUUUAAAUUUUCAUUAAAUCUUUGUCAAAAAAAAAAAAAAUUUCAUACUCUAUGACUUUUUAUAGUACAUAUCUAAAAUGCAUCAUUAACAUUUGUGUAAUUUUUCCUAUUCAAAUUGUUCCAGCUUCUAACUGCCAGUAUCACUUUGACUCCCCCACAAGGAAUCUCUAAAUAAUUGUUCAGUCUUCAGUCAUUUGUCAAAACCAAAUUUAAAAAUUACUAGAUGUCCAAAAUGAAUCAUUAAAAAAUGGUAAAAAAUCUACUGCUACUGGCUUUUCAUAUUUUGGCUCAGUGUUUUCCUUCCAGUGGAGGAGUUGCCCUGUUUCUGGAAGCAAUAGAUUUGAUAUUCCUGGCCUUCCCACUCACUUUUAAAGAGUCUCUGCAGACCAUGCUGCUUCCCUUCCCUUUUGCAAAGGAGAGGAAAUAGAAAAAUUAAUUCUUUCCAUUGGGUUUUGGCAUGAUUUUUGUUGCGUGGUCUAUCUUUACACUUACCUUAAUCCCUGUUUUUAGUGAUAAAGGGAAGAGAAACAUAUGAUGGCAUCUACCAAGGUUGGAAUAUUAAUUGCAGCAUGGGGUUGGUUAUUGAUCAAGAUAAUAAUUACUGGUAUGGUAGAGCAAAAGGCAGGAGGAGAAGGGGAGCAUACAAAGAAAGAGCAUGGAAGGAGAAUAAAGGCAUGGGAAAAGAGACAAAGAGUGGUAUUAGAACAGGUUUACUGUUUAAAGGGGAAGAAAAUCCUAAAUAAAUGUUAAAAUUUCUCUUUACCUCUCUGACCUUGUCAAAUAUAUCAUGCCAAAGUGCAGAAAGCAGAGGAAAGCUCCAGGAUAGCAUUGAUUCAGAAGUCCUUUUCAAGACCAGAAAUGUACUAUUCAUAGCAACAAGACAGUAAGAACAACAUCAGAAAAUUUCUGUUGCUUCUCUGGCCUCUCUGUGAAGAUAGGCACAGAUGUGGAAGCUAUAAGCUAUGGAAACUUUAUAGAAAAGAGAAAGUUUUAUGUACAAAAAUACAGUUCUGGAAGAAGUCACUGAGGCUUACAUUAGGCUACAGCAGUGUAAAUGGAAAAUAGCUGGAACAAGAAUUAGAAAAUGGAGAAUAGUCUAUAGGUUGGUGAGGUUUUGUUUGUUUCUUUGAUUUGAGUUUUUUUUAGAAGAGGGAAUCUGGACUGUAAGGUAUUUUCUUAUUUCCUUAUUUCUCUUUCCUUUUGUUCUAUUUGGUUUUCCCAGCAGCAUCUGUAAACAAAGAGACUUGUGCUGUGAUCUCACAGCAGUCAAGAGAUGUGUGUGCACACACAGACACACACGCAUACACACACGCACACACAUAUAUAUGUAUGAAUGAAAGAAUGAUUAAGAAAGCAGUUCUACUUACAAACAUUUUGGAAACAGCAGUUUUCUUGUUUCAUGAAAGGUUGAUCCAUCAGCCAAAGAAUGGGAGUGAUGACAGCACACAUCUGUGUUCAGUUUUUUUAAGCACAUUUAUCUCUACUCACAUCACAUUACACAGUUUUCAAGCCCAGAUGAGUCCUCUUAAAUUACCAUCUAAAGAAAUAUUUUAUGUCUCUACAUAUGAAUUAAUUCACAUGCAGGGCAAAUUAUUCAUAAAGGCAUUUAUUCUCUAUGAUGACUAUUGCCACCUCAUCUUCAAAUUUCCUGGCAUAAACUACUGGACUCUAGAGAACCUCCUAAAAUUCUGAUCUUAAACUCUUGGUACUCCAGUUGUUACUUUGGGAAAGUCUAGGACACCAUGCCAGUCAAUUUUAUGGUGCUGUGAUAAUAAACAUCUAUUCUCAUGCACGUUUAGCAUACAUUUGUGAGCGAGUCACCACAGGCUUAAGCAGAUUCCUGAAGCUGCUUCUAAAAUUAUUUGUUUAUUUACCUCCAGUUUCCAAAAUCUUGCAUGGCAUUAAUAUAAUGUGUUUUUUUACCUUUUUCUUUAACCAUAGUACAUAAUGUACUUUUGAGAGAUUUAAAUUAUAUACCUAAACAACAAAACUUUAUUAGUGGCCAUAUGUUCCUGAGAACUGAAAGGGAAAAAUACAUUUAAAUCAUAUUAUCUCACAUUUUACAGAACAGUGGAAUUUCUGUUGUUUUAGGUGAUUUUCCUGUCUAUUUUUAUCAAAUCUAACAAGCAAACAUUUAAUUAAAUUUGACACUGUACAGUUUGCCUAAGAAAUAUCAGUUCAGUUAGACUAUUGUGUGACAAAGUAUUAACAUUCCAAAAAAACAAUUCUAAAUGGUGUAUUAUUCCCUUUUAGAAGUAACAAUGUAUUAUCAUGUUGUGAAGUACCACAAAUUAAAUUAUACUAAUUUUUAGAUAAAUGUAAAUAAAGUUCUUUAGUAGAAAAUUCUAUGAAA
Zonotrichia albicollis (white-throated sparrow) is the source of this 11004-nucleotide messenger RNA. The record is from RefSeq and is a predicted model, not a curated record. NCBI's taxonomy places the organism in Eukaryota, Metazoa, Chordata, Aves, Passeriformes, Passerellidae.